Thelazia callipaeda (thelaziosis nematode) is the source of this 969-nucleotide messenger RNA. The record is from the annotation of a GenBank genome assembly. Lineage: Eukaryota; Metazoa; Nematoda; Chromadorea; Rhabditida; Thelaziidae.
AUGACAUACGAAUUGCCAUCUGUACAAAACAAAGCUAGAAAUGGUUACGGGAGGGUUAACGGUGGGAAAAACUUCAUGGCGCGGUCCUUGCCAUUUACUCCUCCAUCAUCUCCAAGUUGCAAUGGUAUUCCAUCAGCACUUUCAUUUCAUGCUGUUCAUCAAAAAAUUACACCCACUGCUAAUUGCUUGGCUGAUUCGCUUGGCGUAUCACCUCUUUACCAACAACAAAAUUCGGCUCGUUGGCAAAGUGCUGCCCAGAUUUAUCAAAGUAGCCGUACACACAGUCGUGCUCAUAGUCCAGCACCAGAUGGAUUUCAUGAAGCAUUCAUGUAUCCAUCAAGUUUGACUCCGGCUCUGAUAUCAGAACAUCUUUCAGCUGUUUACAACACUUUCGGAACGCCACUUUCUCUAGUAGAAAUAGGUCGUGCCAAUCGAAAACGUCAUGCUGAAACGAAUGGUGCUCUUAAUGAACACAGUUUUGGAGGUCCUUUGGAGUUAGAAGCGAUAGCUGCCGUACAUGAACUUUCGAAUGAUGUACGUUCAAUCGCUGUAUCCGAAAUCUUGCCACGAACUGCUGAUUUAAUUUUCGUGAACAUAAAAACUGUUGAAGGGCAUCCUUAUACUCUGGAAUUAACUAUGAAAGGAUGGAGAAUCGCAUCUUUACAAAGUGAUAGUAUGAAUGGUGAUUACAAACGGGUGGAUUUGCACACAAAGUAUUAUGAAAAUGCUUGUCAACUUCUUGAAGAAAUUUCUCCAGCUCACUCAGAAUACUUCACCAAGUGUUUGACUGAGAAGCUUGCUCAGCUUCACAUUUGGAGAAAAGCUCAGGAAGAAGCGGAAUCAGAAGAAAAAUUAUCGGAUCAGGAAGCUGAUUCUCAAGCAGAGGAUACAAAGGAACGUGACCAAGAAAAUGAUGAUUUAUCAGAUGAAGGCCUUGUUUUCAAUGUACACAAAAGUAGUAAUAGGUGA